Pichia membranifaciens NRRL Y-2026 is the source of this 1311-nucleotide messenger RNA. RefSeq lists its product as hypothetical. The record is from RefSeq and is a predicted model, not a curated record. NCBI's taxonomy places the organism in Eukaryota, Fungi, Ascomycota, Pichiomycetes, Pichiales, Pichiaceae. The coding region runs from base 1 to 1311 and encodes 436 amino acids. The transcript has a single exon.
AUGAGUUAUGACAACAUACUAGGCCUUGACAGUUUCAGUGAGGCAGACUCCUCUUUUAUUUUUGCAACAGAAGAAACAUCACAGCCAAACCCAGCUCUUAACCUCAAUAGUGAACCAUUGUUUGAAGAUGAAAGUAGUGGAGAAGAGGAGGCUAUUGAAGCUCAGAGACUGAGAGAUUUAGACCAUCAGAGUGAAACGCCAGAAAGAGAACCAUUGAGAGUGAUCUAUAAUCUGAAUAGACACAAACCUUUCAAAAAUAGAGGAAGGAAAAGUAAGGACAAGUUUGUAUUUGAUCCAAAAUUGUCUGCGCUUGAAAAUUUGAGAAAGAUACCAGCAUUCGAAGAUAUAGAGGAUAUGUUCAUUCCAAAAAAUGGAUUAUUUGAAACAGAAAACCAGUUGGAAGAGUAUCAGAAUGCUGUGUACAAAAAUAUGGUCUGUAAAGAGUAUGCUACACUUAGAUCGUACUUCUGCGUUCUACGACAAUUUAAGAACUUCAUUGAAGAGACGACAGAUCGACCAUAUGCGUCAAACACUGAUACGACGAUUUCAAAUUUUGUCGAGUUUAUCAACAAUCACAGUAAAAAAGACUCUGACAAUGAGGACGUUGAAAACAAUCAUAAUGAUAAUGGGAAUGAAGCUGAACCGAAUAACCUAGAUUUGGACCUGGACGAAAUGGAUAAGGAAAAUAGAGAUCCAAAUUCUAACUCGGACGAUGUUGAAGAGAAUUUUAGACAAAGUAAGAGGAGAUUGAGCAGUGUCAAUCGGGAAGCAUUGAAAGCAACAAAAUUUUCAGGUUCUUCAUUCAAACAGCUUAAUGCGGCUUUCAAGCUCUUGUAUACCUCGGUAUUCAACAAACACAUGCGGGAUGAUAGUAUGUUCAUCUCAUUUCUCGCAGAGAAGGGACAUCAGGAAAAGUCUAUUAAGAUUAGUGACAAAAACAGGGCUUUGCUGAGCUCUAAAAAAAGCUGCUCUUUUUCCUACGAAGAAUACUGUAGGUUGAUGAGAAGACAAUAUAAAAACAUGUCGGCACUUUUACCUUCUGAACUUUCAUUUGACUCUCAAGAGAGUGCCCCACGGGUCUCCAGUAUGGAAAGUUCAUCAAACGAGGGAAGUACCGACAGAGAUGUGAAUACAAAUACGAAUCAGCAGACGGGGGAAGGGCAGUGCCUGAGGGAUCCGGAAAGUGAGAGAGAAGAUUACAGGAAUAGGAUGAAGAUUGCAGUAGGUAUGGUUGAGAAAUUCACCGACUUAUCGUCAUCUCCCUAUAUGAUGCUGGUUGAAUUUGCACUAUCUUUCACUUGCUUAUUCUGA